CAUGGCGGCGGCGGGCAGAGACAGGGUCGCUCACUUGCUGAGGCAACUGCAGCGCGCAGCAUGUCAGUGCCCAGCCCAUUCUCAUACGUAUUCCCAAGCUCCAGAAAUUGCUUCUUCUAUAGGAAAAACAACGGACUAUGCAUUUGAGAUGGCUGUCUCAAAUAUUCGUUAUGGAGCAGGAGUUACAAAGGAAGUUGGAAUGGACCUUCAGAAUAUGGGUGCUAGAAAUGUCUGCAUAAUGACAGAUGAGAACCUCUCCCAGCUCCCUCCUGUUGAAACUGUCCUGAAUUCCUUAACAAAGAAUGGAAUAAACUUUAAAGUGUAUGAUAAUGUUAGGGUAGAGCCAACUGAUGUGAGUUUCAGGGAAGCUAUUGAAUUUGCCCAAAAUGGAGCUUUUGAUGCCUAUGUUGCUGUCGGUGGCGGCUCUUCAAUCGACACCUGUAAAGCAGCCAACCUGUACGCAUCCAGCCCUGAGUCCGAUUUCUUAGAUUAUGUCAAUGCACCUAUCGGAAAGGGAAAACCUGUCACCGCGCCUCUCAAGCCAUUGAUUGCAAUACCUACUACAGCUGGAACAGGAAGCGAAACUACAGGGGUUGCCAUUUUUGACUAUGAACACUUAAAAGUAAAAACUGGCAUUGCUUCCAGAGCUAUCAAGCCUACCCUGGGCAUAAUUGAUCCUUUGCAUACCCUUCAUAUGCCUGCGCGGGUAGUAGCUAACAGCGGGUUUGACGUACUUUGCCAUGCUCUGGAAUCAUACACUGCCCUUCCGUACCACAUGCGAAGUCCCUGUCCUUCAAAUCCAAUCAACCGGCCAGCUUACCAGGGCAGCAAUCCCAUCAGUGAUGUCUGGGCCAUACAUGCAUUGCGCAUCGUAGCCAAAUAUCUGAAAAGAGCUGUCAAAAGUCCUGAUGAUCUCAAAGCAAGAUCUAACAUGCACUUGGCCAGUGCUUUUGCCGGUAUUGGCUUUGGAAAUGCUGGAGUCCAUCUUUGCCAUGGAAUGUCUUAUCCUAUUUCAGGCAUGGUGAAAACUUACAAAGCAAAGGAUUACAACGUGGAUCACCCUUUAGUGCCACAUGGACUUUCUGUAGUACUCACUUCCCCAGCAGUAUUUACUUUCACGGCACAAAUGUACCCUGAACGACACUUACAGGCUGCAGAGAUCCUGGGAGCCGACAUCCGCACUGCCAGAAUCAAAGAUGCCGGGCUUAUUUUGGCAGACACGCUCCGGAAAUUCUUAUUUGAUCUGAAUGUUGAUGAUGGCUUAGCUGCCAUUGGCUAUUCCAAAACUGAUAUCCCUGCGUUAGUCAAAGGAACCCUGCCUCAGGAAAGAGUAACUAAGCUUGCACCCCGUCCCCAGUCGGAAGAAGAACUGUUCGCCCUCUUUGAAGCUUCAAUGAAACUCUAUUAAUUUGAACAGAAAGAACUGGAAGACCACCUCACUGCACCUUGUACUUUUAUCACCUGCGUGCUGUUUGCCGGUGGCUCGCUCACCUGCGGCUUAAUCUCCACUUAUAGCGCUUUGUAUAGAUUUAGACCUACAAAGGAGUCUCUUCAAGGGGGUGAACUGAAAUUCUACACCAGAGCAGGCAAGCCUGAGGUUUCAUUACACUUCUGCCCAUGUAAUAGGGAAAAACACUUUAGAAAUUUGGUAUUAGCAAAUUUUCCUUGGCUGAAAUCUCUUUUGAAGCAUCCUGCACGGUUUCUUCUUGGCUCCGUGAAGUUGAAGUCAUAAGAAGGCCGAGGAGUAAAGGGGGAAGGUGGUGGGAGUCUCCCAGCCUCACAGCUAGGUUCGAGUAAUCUAUUAAUCCCCAUCAUUCAUUACCAGACCUGCCCACCCUUGCCUGUGCCAUAGAAAUGGGGCCGUGAGAAUCAGGAGCCUGAUAAAGUUUUUAACACAAGUGCUGCUGUAUUUUCAGUUUUGAUUAAAAUUCCCAAAUGCCUAAGGCAGAAUACAUAAUGAGCACAUAACUGUCAUCUCUCUAACUCGAAGCCAUAACUUGGCUUCCAGAUUACAGGCCUCAUGAUAAUUGCCUAGCUGGUUUGCUCACUGAAGGAUCGGACUCACUCUUUCUCAGAUGAUGUUUAAGAACACUCGAGACUCAUUUUAUUUAAUUUUCCCAUCCUACUCACAUGCCCAGAAACCGACUAGAGCAAUCAGCAGCAACAGUGAGGGGAGGAGACCCAACCCAGGAUUCCAAGAUGUUCCACUCCCACUAGCUAGAACACUUCUUCUUCCCUAGCACUCGGGAAAAUAACAGGUUGCGGAAGCGCCUGAUGACAACUACAGGCUGACUCCCCAAUCUGGGAAGGUUUCGGGAUGACAACUGUGUAAUGCUCCCCAAAGGGCCUCAUAGAACAGUUGCACCAGUAAGUGUGACAAAAGCCUGACAGCCCUGAAAUCUUGAAAAGAGAAGGGGAUGUGGAAGCCUAUAGUUUAAGCGGAGAAGUGAGAUGGUCCAGUGUGUUUAAGUAGCUCUUGUCGCUACAUUUUAGAAGCUGUUACAGGUAAUACUAACAGUUUCAUUCAUAAAGGGAAUAUUAAAAAGUGGUCUAAGAUGAGAUAACAAAGACCGUUUCCUUUUGUAAUUUUUAAAUGCCUUAUUUGACAGAAGCUGGAGAGACGACUUAAUAUGACUCACAAGCUAACAGUGUUUGGCACUGAUAUUAAUGAUGGCUUUGGGGAAGAGGGAGGAAGAACAUUUAAAGGUUAAAGAUGAAGAAUCACAUUUGAGGUUCUGCAAUUUCUAAUCAUAAUUUCCCUUCUUCAGUCCCUGACGUCUGGCAGCAUGUAAAUGCGGGCUGAAUUUGUCGAUUACUAAUAAAAGAGACUGAGGUAUAUUUCAGGCCACGAGAUUGGUUCUACUAGCCACAUUUAUGAAAGUAAUCAUGAAGAUUUCUGCUCGAAUCAGAAGAAAUUUAAUUCUUAAAAAGCCUCUGUUGCACUGUAUGCGUCCUUGAAUUUUUGAACCGUGAAUGUAACCCAAACUCCAUGCCAGUUCAGAAGUACUUGUAUGAAAAUGGUACCUAGGCCUGAAUUUUCCCCUAGAAUAUUGGCUUAAAGGAGGCCCAAAAUAGUGAAGUGACUUGCCCAUGGUCACAUAGCAGACAAGUGGCAGAGUCCAGAUUAGAACCCAGGUCCUCCGACUCCCAGGCCCAACUCUUUCAUUUUAAGAUGCGCGGUCAGAUUCCCCCAAUAAAUGGCUGACAUUACAUAAUGUCAUUGCUCCCGUGCAGUUAAAAGUAGCAUUUCGGGGUAUUAUUGGGGUUGUCGCGGCCAUGGUUCUGUGACAUAGACUGUGAGCCCACUUUUAGACUGUGAGCCCACUGUUGGGUAGGGACUGUCUCUAUGUGUUGCCAA
This is a messenger RNA of Tachyglossus aculeatus (Australian echidna), 3358 nucleotides long. It is a transcript of the gene ADHFE1, whose product is annotated as alcohol dehydrogenase iron containing 1. Bases 2 to 1408 code for a protein of 468 amino acids. NCBI's taxonomy places the organism in Eukaryota, Metazoa, Chordata, Mammalia, Monotremata, Tachyglossidae. Gene Ontology annotation, cellular component: mitochondrion. The transcript is spliced from 14 exons. The record is from RefSeq and is a predicted model, not a curated record. Gene Ontology annotation, molecular function: metal ion binding; alcohol dehydrogenase (NAD+) activity.